Mercurialis annua (annual mercury) is the source of this 1866-nucleotide messenger RNA. Its product is annotated as AT-hook motif nuclear-localized protein 10. Gene Ontology annotation, molecular function: minor groove of adenine-thymine-rich DNA binding. The record is from RefSeq and is a predicted model, not a curated record. Bases 421 to 1554 code for a protein of 377 amino acids. Lineage: Eukaryota; Viridiplantae; Streptophyta; Magnoliopsida; Malpighiales; Euphorbiaceae. The transcript has 5 exons.
AACUAAAAUAUUGCAGUAGUUACUGAAACUUUUAAAGAAUAUUUACAUAAUUUUCCUUUUAUUUGCUUAAAAGUUUUAAGUUGCAGUCAUUAGGGUUUUGAUUAUGCGUCUACUAGAUUUUUUGGUCCGAGAUUUAAGGAAGGGAAAGUUGUGUUCCCAGGUUAGGGUUUGGUAAAAGAAUUUGUAAACUCAAGUUUUUUUUGUUUGGAGAUCUGUUACCUUUUUAAUUUGUUUCUCUAACAUUUACAUGAGUGAGUAGAUAGACCAAAGUCAGCGAUACGGACUGACUUGGGUCUUGCAUAGUAUGAGAGGGUACAAGUGGAAUAUAAAUUAGAAUCUGGAGAUUCUGUUGCUGCAAUUUUGGUCUCCCCACUAAUUCCUUAUAUUUUCUUUGUAUACAAAUUUAGAAGAAAAAGAGUGAUGUCGGGAUCGGAGACAGGAGUGAUGACUAGCACUGCUACAAGGGAGCCAUUCGGCGGCAUGACGCCGCAGCCGGUCAUACAGAACAUGCGUUUAGCGUUCAGUGCUGAUGGUUCCGCUGUUUAUAAGCCCGUCAUCGACAGCAACCCAACCGCGUCACCGUCUUCUUCCUCGGCCGGCGGUGGAAGUAUGGAAGGAGGAUCUUUUGGGAUUAAUAUGAACAUGAACAUGGGAAGUGAGGCUAUGAAGAAAAAACGAGGGAGGCCCAGAAAGUAUGGGCCAGAUGGCAGCAUGGCAUUUGCUCUUGCAUCUGCACCUCAACCAAUCAAUAUUGCCCACCCAACUGCUGCUGCUGCCGGUAAUUUCUCUCCUCCUCCUCCUUCUGUUUCGGCUGCUGGUUCGGGUCAAGCUACUCCGGCGGUUAAUCCUCCUCUUCAGUCGGGUGGAUCGGCAUCGCCAACUGGAAUCAAGAAAGGGAGAGGCAGACCUCCUGGUUCUUCCAACAAAAAGCAUCCACUUCAGGCUCUGGGAUCAGCUGGAUUUGGAUUUACACCGCAUGUUAUACCUGUGAAGGCUGGAGAGGACGUAUCAUCAAAAAUAAUGUCUUUUUCUCAGCAUGGGCCAAGGGCUGUUUGUAUUCUGUCAGCAAAUGGUGCUAUAUCCAACGUGACUCUUCGCCAACCAGCUAUGUCUGGUGGAACUGUAACUUAUGAGGGAAGAUUUGAAAUUCUGUCGUUAUCUGGCUCAUUUCUGCCAACAGAAAAUGGUGGUCAAAGGAGCAGAACUGGGGGGUUAAGUGUGUCUUUAUCUGGCCCAGACGGUCGUGUGCUAGGUGGUGGUGUAGCUGGUCUUCUAAUGGCUGCUUCUCCUGUUCAGGUAGUAGUGGCAAGUUUCAUUUAUGAUAGUCGCAAGGAAUCAAAGUCGCUUAACCAUAUUGAAUCGCUAUCUGGAGUGAACAAACUCACUCCAGUUGUAGGAACAACCAGACCGAGCAGCCCACCAUCACGGGGUACUCUCAGUGAAUCCUCAGGUGGACAAGGCAGUCCACUGAACCAGAGUACCGGAGGCUGCAAUAACAAUAACAAUAACCUUCAAGGCAUCUCAAGCAUGCCGUGGAGACUUGGGUCUGACUAAUCCAUGUGAAGGCUUCCAAUCUGAUGAUGUGUUAAUAGUGUAGGCCUGAGUAGUUUAAUCACUGGUUAAAUAAAGACGCUAAAAAUGGGAUUUGAGUUCUUUAAGGUAGCUGCAAUAGGAGGUAACUAGUAAGAACAUCUCUUUUGGAAUCCUGAUGCUUGUAGGUCCUAGAAUGAGAUGAGUGAGUAGCUGGACAAUGACAUAUCUUAUCUUAUUGUAGUUUUUUAAAUUUAUUUGAUUACCACCUAUAAUCUAAUUAAUUAAUCAAUCACGGCCUUGCUACCGUGGCAGUAGUCUUUUCCUUUGAUUUAA